CAAAGACCCAAUUGGUUGAUUCAAUUUUCAUUAACAUGACCACCUUACCAUUUACCGACACUUUUCUUCCUUCACCAAACAAAACACACAUUUUCAAUAAACCCAUGCUUUCUUUUUCUCUCUCUAUCUCUCUUCCCCAACUUUUCUCUCUCUAAAAGACUUUUGCAGGAGAGGUAGAAGAGUUGUACACGAGUGGAAAACAAGAAGGAAGAAGCAGCAGCAGCAGCAGCCGCCCUGUGGGGGAAGUUCUUGUGAUUUGAGUAUUUUUCGGUCUCUGUUUGCCGAGGAAUAGCUAGUCUGAGAACUUGGGAUUUGUAGGUUUUGAAGUUCUUGCUAAUUUAAGGUUAACCCAGAGUUCGCUGCACGGGAAGAUGAUGAUGUUUGAUGAAAUGGGUUUUUGUGGUGAUGAUUACUUUUCUGCUCCCGUUGGGGAAGGAGAUGUGGUCGCAUCGCUAACUGAACCGGAGGCAGUUGUUGAGGAUGAUUACACAGAUGAAGAGCUUGAUGUGGAUGAGCUUGAGAGGAGGAUGUGGAGGGAUAAGAUGCGAUUGAAGCGGCUCAAGGAAAUGAAAAAGGGUAAGGAAGGAAUCGAUGCUGCAAAGCAACAGCAAUCGCAAGAACAGGCGAGGAGGAAGAAGAUGUCGAGGGCACAAGAUGGUAUUCUGAAAUACAUGUUGAAGAUGAUGGAAGUUUGUAAAGCUCAAGGCUUCGUUUAUGGGAUUAUUCCAGAGAAGGGAAAGCCUGUGAGCGGUGCGUCUGACAAUCUCAGAGAGUGGUGGAAGGACAAAGUGAGGUUUGAUCGUAAUGGUCCAGCUGCCAUAGCGAAAUACCAAGCGGAUCAUUUAAUACCUGGCAAGAAUGAGGGCUGCAACCCAGUUGGUCCUACCCCCCACACCUUGCAAGAGCUUCAAGACACGACCCUUGGUUCUCUAUUAUCAGCCCUGAUGCAGCACUGUGAUCCCCCACAGAGGCGGUUCCCCUUAGAGAAAGGUGUUCCGCCACCAUGGUGGCCUACUGGGAACGAAGAAUGGUGGCCUGAAUUGGGUUUACAGAUGAAUCAAGGCCCUCCGCCUUACAAGAAGCCCCAUGAUUUAAAGAAGGCGUGGAAGGUGGGUGUUCUUACAGCAGUGAUUAAGCAUAUGUCACCUGAUAUUGCCAAGAUUCGUAAGCUUGUACGGCAGUCCAAGUGCUUGCAAGACAAGAUGACUGCUAAGGAGAGUGCGACUUGGCUUGCCAUCAUCAACCAGGAGGAAGCUGUGGCCCGAGAACUUUACCCUGACCGUUGUCCCCCCCUGUCCUCGGCUGGUGGGAGUGGGUCUUUUGUCAAUACUGACAGCAGUGAGUAUGAUGUUGAAGGGGCUGAUGAUGAACCUAACUUCGACAUGCUGGAGCAGAAACCCAACAAUCUCAAUCUGUUUAAUAUGGGGAUGGAGAGAUUUAAAGAUGGACUACCAGUUCAGCAACUCUCUCAUCUGAUGAAGGAUGAAGUCACAACCAACUUGGAUUUCUCCAGGAAGAGGAAGCCAGCCAAUGAAUUGAAGAUAAUGACGGAUCAGAAAGUCUAUACCUGUGAGUGUCUCCAAUGCCCUCAUAGUGCAAUCAGCCAAGGUUUUCAUGACAGGUCUACAAGAGACAAUCAUCAAUUAACUUGCCCAUAUAGAAGCAACUUUUCAGAGUUUGGAGCUUCAAACUUUCAUAUUAAUGAAGUGAAACCUGUCGUCUUCCCUCCAACCUAUGUCCAACCCAAGCAACCAGCUGCUCCAGUGGCCAGUUCAGUUGCACCUUCCUUUAAUCUAUCAGGACUUGGAGUUCCAGAAGACGGGCAGAAAAUGAUCAGUGAUCUUAUGUCCUUUUACGAUGCGAAUAUUCAAGGAAGCAAGAACUCGAAUCCGGGGAACAUUGUAGCUGCCAGAGAUCAGACUCUCACACAAUCAAAUAUUCAGUGUGAACAGGACAGCUACCUUCAUGGCCAAGGAGGGGUUGAGAUGGAAGGUAAUAUCUUCGAAUCCAUUAAUCGCUCCAUGUUCUCACAAGGGGAAGACAGGUUUGACCAGUGCAGGGGUUUGAAUUCCCCAUUUGAGGCCAGCCAUAAUGAAAACUUCCAGUUGAUUUUUGGGUCUCCCUUCAAUAUUCCAUCUGUGGAUUAUACCGAGGGUAUACCCGGAGUUGCAAGGGAUGUCCUCUCGAAACCGGACAUUUCGAUUUGGUACUGAUGAGAAGAUUGCUGAUCUGAAUUUCAACUUCAUAUUCUAAAUGGGGAGACAACUACAUACUAAGAGAUCUGCCCUGGUCAGGUGAAAACUCUAUUAGCUAGUAGUAUUGUAGUAGUUGAUCUUUUUUACGAAAUUUAGAAGGGCUAGCAGCUUCAGGCAUAAUGUAAUAAACGAUUGGGGCUGGUCCCGUACGCUACUAUGUUGUUAAAUUAUAGACUUUUAGUUGUUAUAUAAAUAAUAUAGUUGGAUUGUCAUCUAUAAUUAAGUUCAA
Molecule: messenger RNA, 2484 nt
Organism: Cornus florida
Lineage: Eukaryota; Viridiplantae; Streptophyta; Magnoliopsida; Cornales; Cornaceae
Product: protein ETHYLENE INSENSITIVE 3-like
Exons: 2
Coding region: 372-2213 (613 amino acids)
Cellular component (GO): nucleus
Molecular function (GO): DNA binding; DNA-binding transcription factor activity
Source: RefSeq, a predicted model, not a curated record